This is a messenger RNA of Penicillium angulare, 654 nucleotides long. RefSeq lists its product as uncharacterized. The transcript has 3 exons. Lineage: Eukaryota; Fungi; Ascomycota; Eurotiomycetes; Eurotiales; Aspergillaceae. The coding region runs from base 1 to 654 and encodes 217 amino acids. The record is from RefSeq and is a predicted model, not a curated record.
AUGCCACCUUCAUCGCGCACUACCUUAGACGACAUCCUGUCUGAUCAAUCGUCGGGGCCAUAUUCAUACAAUGAGUUACUGGAGUUUCUUACUCAGGGCCACUGUAUAGAAACCCUUGGUUUUAUCUCCGAUGCAAAAUCGUAUCGCAAUACCUAUAGCCUCUACUCAAUAUCCGUCGACAGUUGCGAUUUGAUUCGAGAUACUACACUGAUAGCGCAACAGUGGAAACGUUUGAUAUCUACAUACGUUUUCCCUGAAUCCCCCUGUCAGAUCCACCUCCCAGAUAAUAUUCGCGAACAGCUACUUGAACCCGGCGAUGCGAUACUCUCACCCCCAAAUCCGGAACGAUUAGAUCUAGCUAUCGACUAUGCGUACGAGGUUAUCACGGAAGAUGCUUUAGUGCCGUUUACGAGAAGCUUACGCACAGAAGACACAGAUCAAAAAUCGGUGAAGGAGCAGCCUACCCAACAUCCCAAAACUCGAUGCCGAAAGGCUUUUCGCCUCAUGUCGCUAAUCCAAGAUUAUUUCACACAAGCUGUUUGCCCUCGCAGUGAGGGGAGUGAAUCUAUGUGGGCGGUUACACCAGUCUCGGGACGUACUGUACAGUUACGAGACAAUGCACUGUAUAUUGAUGAGAGUAAGUCACGGCACUGA